AUGGAACAAGCUUUCGGAGCCGAUUCUGAUUCUGUUCCUGUUCCUGCGGACAAGACUAAGAUUUUGAUUGUUAAGCCAUUAAGAUGUCUUGUCCCAAUUUUCCCAUCACCACAAGACCCUUCUGCACCACCCUCAUCUCAGUACGCAUCCGUCCCUCCAACGGGCCCCUUUCCACCUGGUGCUGCACCCUUCUUCCCCUUCUUUGCCUCAAACGUAUCUCAAAAGCAAGGCAGUGAACCACAACCACCUCAUCCUAGGCCUUACACUAUCCCAUCACCAGUUCCUUUAAAUUCCUUUAGAACACCAGGUUCAGAUGUUAAAAAUGGUGACAUAGGGACAUCAAAAAAGAGCAUCAGGAGUCGCAUGUAUGUAGAUGAGGAUGGAUAUAGUCAGAGUGAUGGUUAUGAUAACAGCUUUGGCAAGGAUAUGGAAACUGGCAGUGAAGUUGAUGACAAAAGAAGAGUAACCCGUAAAAAAGUCAAGAGUACAAUUGCUGUGUCUAAUUCUGACAUUGACAUUGACUCCUUUGUUACUCAUCUGUUGGAAUCUUUCAAUCUGUUGGAUGUUGAUAGCUUCCGUCAAUGCGACAGUGACAAGGAGUUGGCUGAUCGUGUGCUAAUGGUAUAUAAUCUACUCAGGAGAAAAAUCACACAACUUGAUGACACAAAAGAAGGCAUGACAGGGUCAGCAAAACGUCCAGACUUAAGGGCAGGUACUAUCUGUAUGAGCAAAGGGGCUCGUGCUAAUAUCAAGAAGAGGGUUGGACCUGUACCUGGUGUUGAAAUUGGUGACAUUUUCUUUUUUCGUUUUGAAAUGUGUUUGGUGGGAUUGCAUGCUCCAAGUAUGGCAGGGAUAGAUUACAUGAGUGUUAAAUUCUCUGGAGCUGAAGAGCCUGUAGCUGUGAGUAUAGUCUCUGCAGGAGGAUAUGAAGAUGAAGGGGAUGAUGGUGAUGUGUUGAUAUACAGUGGGCAAGGUGGGGUCUCGAGUAGAGGUAAACCACAAAGUGAUCAACUUCUAAUAAGGGGUAACCUUGCUCUUGAAAAAAGCUUACACAGGGGUAAUGAGGUACGAGUUAUUCGUGGUCUUAAAGAUUAUCAACAUACAACUGGGAAAGUUUAUGUCUAUGAUGGACUAUACAGAAUACACGAAUCUUGGAUUGAAAAAGGGAAAUCUGGUUGCAAUGUUUUUAAGUACAAAUUGGUUCGAAUUGCAGGACAACCUUCAGCAUUUACAUUAUGGAAAUCAAUUCAACAGUGGAAAGAUGUUGGAAAUGGUGGUGGUCUUACAAGGGCUGGUGUUAUUCUCCCUGACCUUACUUCUGGUGCUGAAAAAGUACCUGUUUCUCUUGUAAACGAUGUGGAUAACGAAAAGGGUCCCGCUUAUUUCACGUAUUCACGCAGCCUCAAGUAUCGAAAUCCCUUCCCUUCAACCCAAUCUUUAAGCUGCAGCUGCGCGAAUGGAUGCCAACCUGGCUAUAACUGCCCUUGUAUUGAAAAGAAUGGAGGGUAUAUACCCUACACUCCUCUUGGUGUUCUUUUGAGUCACAACACAUUGAUUCAUGAGUGUGGGAGUUCUUGUAGAUGCCCUCCUAACUGCAGGAACCGAAUUUCACAAGCAGGUUUGAAACUCCGUUUGGAGGUGUUCAAAACAAGGGAUAGAGGUUGGGGACUUAGGUCGUGGGACCCAAUUCGUUCAGGGGCUUUUAUAUGUGAAUAUGCAGGUGUAGUGAUUGAAGAAAAUGGAAUCGAUUAUGAUGAUAAUUACAUUUUUGAUGCAACUCGUUCUUUUGAUGCUGUGGAAACUAGCCCUAGGGAUGAAGCUGCAAAGUUUCCAUAUCCUUUGGUUAUUAGUGCAAAAAAUGAGGGGAAUGUGGGAAGGUUUAUGAACCAUAGCUGCUCACCUAAUGUGUAUUGGCAACCUGUUAUUCGUGAAAAUCAAGAUGAAUCGCUGAUAAAGGUGGGCCCCGUAGGAAAAAUUGUUUGUGUGGGUCGGCGAGGUGCAAAGGGACUUUUUGCUAGUGGUCUACAUAAAGUUUGCAUGGAUUUUGCAUACCAAAUGGCGCCCUUCUGUAAAAGAAGAAGUUGUAGUUUGUAGGUUGGGAAAUGAAAUGAAAUGGAUUUUGCUUAGAUGGCGCUUAUUAAGCAUUAGGACCAGAUGAUGAUGGCGCCCAAAAUAUUUAUGUUUGGCGAUGGCGAUGGCAAUGGCAAUGGCAAUGUAGUAAUUUAGUAGUAUAUGAAUAUCAAGUUGUGUGUUGGGAUUGGGUAUGUGUAGCCUUCUUAUUAUUAAAUCAUUAGGUGACUUUUAGAUUGUCAAUCUACUUGUUCUUAUUUUUGAUAAUGUUCC
Molecule: messenger RNA, 2343 nt
Organism: Lactuca virosa
Lineage: Eukaryota; Viridiplantae; Streptophyta; Magnoliopsida; Asterales; Asteraceae
Source: the annotation of a GenBank genome assembly